GGUCCAGAAAAUCCAGCACCAUCCCAUCGAUCAAAAAUUGUUUGCAUCUUAGAAGGAAACUUCUUCCUUUUGGUACAACGGUGGAGUGAAUUUGGUGACAUAAGAGUGGGGAAGAUGCCGCCGGCGGGGUUCAGGGCACCUCUGUUGCCGACGACAGUAGUGCAGCCACCGGCCGCGGUGGUGCCGGAGGCGGUAGCGAAGGACGCCAUCAUUGCGUGGUUCAGGGGGGAGUUUGCGGCGGCGAACGCCAUUAUCGACGCCCUCUGCAGCCACCUGGCGCAGAUGGAGGGCGGCGGCGGGGGGUGCGAGUACGAGUCCCUGUUCGCCGCCGUCCACCGCCGCAGGUUCAACUGGAUCCCGAUCCUCCAGAUGCAGAAAUACUUCUCCAUUGCUGACGUCACGCUCGAGCUCCAUAAAGUCGCCGCGAGGAGGGCUAAGGAGAGAGAGGCGGCGUCUGCGGCCGUCGCGGUUGAUGCCGACGAGGCUUCUGCGGAGAAGGUGACGGUUCCGGCGGCUUCUGCGGAGGAAUACGGUGAGAUCAGUUGCGAAAAUGGCGGAGAUGACGUGGCUGACGCAACGGAUCCCAUGAAAGAAGGCUCACAUGAUGCACCUGAAAGUGAGAUCAUCGAUACAGGAUCUCAAGAAGUGCACCCUUUACCAGAGUGUGUCGGGGGGUUCUGCUCUAGCCCCGAGGACUGUGAGGCACACCGGGCUCAGAUCAAGAUGAGAAAGGGAUUUUCAGCGAGGGAGCCGGUGAAAGGGCAUAUGGUAAAUGUUGUCAGAGGUCUGAAGUUGUAUGAGGAUAUGUUUUCUUCAACUGAACUUUCUGAGUUAAAUGAGUUUGUGAAUGAACUCCGAGUUGCUGGCCAAAAUGGAGAACUCUCAGGUGAAACUUUUGUUCUGUAUAACCAACAACUGAAGGGCAACAAACGAGAGAUGAUUCAACUUGGUGCCCCAAUUUUCGGCCACGUAGAAGACAAUCCUACAUGCAACAUUGAGGCUAUUCCAGCUCCCCUUGAAGGUGUCAUCAAUCGCCUGAUUGAGUGCCAUUUGAUUUCAGACAAUCGGAGACCAAAUGGCUGUAUCAUCAACUUCUUUGACGAGGGGGAAUAUUCACAACCUUUCUUGAAGCCGCCUCAUUUGGACCAACCUGUCUCUACCCUUCUCUUAUCUGAAUCAACAAUGGCGUUUGGUCGUGCUCUUGUCAAUAACAGUGAUGGGAACUACAGAGGAUCACUCAUGCUUCCCUUGAAGGAAGGGUCUCUUUUAGUCAUGAGGGGAAACAGUGCUGAUACUGCAAGGCAUGCUAUGUGCUCGUCGCCUAACAAAAGAGUGAGCGUUACAUUCUUCAAAGUCAGGGCUGCACAGAUUGAAAACAGCUUAUCAGCAGUUCCCCCUUUCACCAGAGCCAUGACCUUGUGGAAACCUGGUGCCCCCUCAGCUCCAAAUGGAAACACUGGCUACGAAACAAUGCCCAAAUGGGGCGUUCUUCGGGCUCCACUCGUUAUGUUGGCGCCUGUACGCCCAAUAGUCCUGAGGCCUAGAAAGGUUCCUCGUGCUGGUACUGGGGUGUUCUUUCCCUGGAAGGUUGGAUCCAAGAAACCCAUUAAGCAACUCCCUCCACGUGCCCAAAAAGCACGGCUCCUGGCCGGGGCUGGCUUAGCUUCCCCAGGCGAAACACACACCCCCGACGAAGAUCUUGAUGGGAAUUGAAAGAAGUCUAAGUGCUGGUGGGAAUUGGCCUUUUGGUCAUUCCUUAGUUUGCUAUAGGAUGUUCAUCCAACUGUACAAUGAACUCUGGUCAUCUUCUCUUUGCUAUCUCAGUUUUUGGUUUCUUUCUUCCCUAGGCAUUACAAACAGUACAGUUGAGCUUUUUAAUUUAAUGUGAAUUUUGUAUUAAAUUUCAUCUUUUUUUCUUGUCCUGAUGUGAAUUGAUGAGUAUAAUACAGUCAUAUGAUCUAAUAAACUACACAGUUGAGAUA
This is a messenger RNA of Ipomoea triloba (trilobed morning glory), 1982 nucleotides long. RefSeq names its product RNA demethylase ALKBH10B-like. Bases 115 to 1713 code for a protein of 532 amino acids. Gene Ontology annotation, biological process: mRNA catabolic process. The transcript has 8 exons. NCBI's taxonomy places the organism in Eukaryota, Viridiplantae, Streptophyta, Magnoliopsida, Solanales, Convolvulaceae. The record is from RefSeq and is a predicted model, not a curated record. Gene Ontology annotation, molecular function: demethylase activity; mRNA binding.